Messenger RNA from Athalia rosae (coleseed sawfly), 1802 nucleotides. RefSeq lists its product as uncharacterized. NCBI's taxonomy places the organism in Eukaryota, Metazoa, Arthropoda, Insecta, Hymenoptera, Athaliidae. The record is from RefSeq and is a predicted model, not a curated record. Bases 475 to 1440 code for a protein of 321 amino acids. The transcript has 3 exons.
CUCGUAUUUCAGUUUACUUCAAGGUAUACACGAGCGGCGACCUCCUAGCCCGCGUUGCACCGGCACUCGAUCUUUAAUCGUGAUGAUUAAUAAACCGUUUUUUAUUAUCAGAAACACAAACUUUCUGAUUUAAAUAAUAAUUCAUUGAUUUGAUUAACGCAGACGAACCAUUUAAAAGAUUUACCAAUUUUCUAUUGAAGGUUUUUCUACUUCUUCUCUCUCAAGAUUGAAAAAAAAAAAUGUGUUACGAUUCCAAAAAAAAUUAUCUAAAUUAAAAUCAACAAGAAAAAAGUAUUAAAAAUCAGUAAUCAUUCAGUGCGUGGCUGUUCAGAAUUUGGAAAUCUUUUUUUUUUUUUGCAUCAAGAAGAUAAAGGAUCGAAGGACUUUUUGUCUCUAUGAGGUGAACUUCCGGUCCCAUCAUUUCCCAUUCAAUCCGUUUGCACGAAAAAGGAAUCGACUAUUUUCCCGCGCAGAAUGGCUCGACGGCUAUCGGCCCUACUGAUCGUUCUGUCUUGGAUGAAAUUAUCCAGAGGAGCGUUGGUUUUACCAAGACCACCGUCGUCCCCGAACGCGAUACCUCAUCAAUAUUUGACCGGCGGUGUGAGUAAAGUAUUUGACGGGAAAUUGUACAACGACAAACCGUCCUCUGUUUACCGUAUGACGCAAAAUAAUAUAAUGAGCACUACGAACGUGGAGAAACCGAAUACGGACGAUUACAAAUUUCUCGAAAUCGAACUGAGGGGUGGUGCGACCGGGGAGGGUAAAAAGGUUGGCGACGAAGAGGAAGAACGAAAAGAGGAACGGGAGGAAGCGGCGGCGUUGAAUUUCGGCGAAAUUUUGCGUCAGGUAUUUCACUCCAACGAUUUGUCGUCCAGGAUAAAAAACGCGGCCGGAUCGUUUGGCCUGAAACGAAAAUCGGGCGAAAAAUCACCCGUUCAACCAGAGACGGAAUUCAGCGACGGUGAAGAAUAUCAUUCCACCAAACUGUUGCAAAGUUUGAACGACAAACUUUACUAUUUGAAGAAAAAUAGAUCACGACCGGACACUGGCAACGAGAGACGAACCAGUUGGGAACCAAGAUCGUACUUGAAAUCUAUGCAAGUAACUAACGGCCCUAUCGUGGAUAAAAAUCUCUACGCUACCAAGAGUUUGCACUACAAUCGGCCGAAAAAGUACAUCGGCAAAAUUGAAAUGGUGACCGAUACGAACCCCGAUAAUCGAAUGACAUUCACCGGCGAAGAAAACUCCAGAUAUACCGACGAAGUUUCUUACGAAUCUGCAGCUAAUUUUUACACUACCGAAAAUUCACUGCCAACUUCCAGCGAAUUACCGAAACAAAUACCACCACCACCCAGUAGAGGCCCUAGUCAAACAAAUUUCGCACACACGACACCUGUGCUCAAAUACAUCUCACGAAGGACCGAUAUAUUACCUGGAUAACGAGCUCGGACGUAUUUGUAUAAGAGAAAAUUGAUAAAAUCUAUUAAUUAAUAUUGUCGACGGGCUUCGACGAUCUAAAUAUUAAUUAUCAUUGAUGAAAACAAUUUGCUACGAAAUAAUAAAUAAGAAAUAGCUGUAGCUGUGAUUAUAUUAUAUUGGAAUUAAGAUUAUCUCCUUACCUUGUUACAAUUAGUAUUAUUAGUAUUAUCAUUAUUAAUAAUUCGUACGAUAGUAUUUUGUACAUGACGUGGGGUGAACGUAUUCUCAGAACAUGUCCAAUUUACGUGGACUAGUAAUUUCGUAAUGAAAGGCAUAAUGUUGACUGUAAGCUUAAAAAGUUUUAAUAAAAAAUGUAUGACUCA